This is a messenger RNA of Sardina pilchardus (European sardine), 1450 nucleotides long. Its product is annotated as proteasomal ubiquitin receptor ADRM1-like. Gene Ontology annotation, molecular function: endopeptidase activator activity; proteasome binding. The coding region runs from base 85 to 1317 and encodes 410 amino acids. Gene Ontology annotation, cellular component: nucleus; cytoplasm; proteasome regulatory particle, lid subcomplex. NCBI's taxonomy places the organism in Eukaryota, Metazoa, Chordata, Actinopteri, Clupeiformes, Clupeidae. The transcript is spliced from 10 exons. The record is from RefSeq and is a predicted model, not a curated record.
CAUUGCAUAGUUUACUUGAUGUGACUGCGGCUAACGGUAGUCUACUGCUUAAGUAAAUCAUCUUUAAGUGUACUAAACAAUACAAUGUCGUCUGGAGCGUUGUUUCCAAGCUUGGUGUCCGGUUCUCGUGGAUCCUCCAGUAAAUACUUGGUGGAAUUCCGGGCCGGAAAAAUGACUUUGAAGGGGAGCACCGUGACCCCUGACAAGCGAAAGGGUCAAGUCUACAUCCAGCAAACAGACGACUCCCUGAUUCAUUUCUGCUGGAAGGACCGGACGACUGGAAACGUUGAUGAUGACCUCAUAAUUUUCCCUGAUGACUGUGAGUUCAAGAGAGUUACCCAGUGCACCACAGGGCGUGUUUAUGUGCUCAAGUUCAAAGCUGGCUCCAAGCGCCUUUUUUUCUGGAUGCAGGAGCCCAAGACGGAUAAGGAUGAGGAGCACUGCCGGAAGGUGAACGAGUACCUGAACAACCCUCCCAUGCCUGGAGCGCUGGGCAGCGGAGGCAGUGGCAGCCACGAGCUAUCUGCUCUGGGAGGAGAAGGUGGCUUGCAAAGCCUUUUGGGUAAUAUGAGUCAUAACCAGCUGAUGCAGCUGAUUGGACCAACUGGACUGGGAGGCCUUGGUGGCCUGGGAGCUUUAGCAGGUCCAGGCUUGGCAAGUUUACUGGGCAGUGGAGCUGGAGCUACCAGCAGUUCCUCAUCCAGCUCUCGCAGUCAGUCCACCGCCGUCACGCCCUCUUCCACCUCGGCCGCCACCCGCCUGGGCUCCUCCCAGGUGCCCACUACACCCACCACUCCCUCGGCCACCUCCGCGGCGUCUCCGGCCGCUACGCCCACCACGCCAUCAGGCCCUGCCCCGGCUGCAGGGGCUGCCAGCCCCACCCAGCCCAUCCAGCUGAGCGACCUCCAGAGCAUCCUGGCCACCAUGAACGUGCCCGCCAGUGGCCAGGGAGUGGAUCUGGCGAGUGUGUUGACCCCGGAGGUGAUGGCUCCUAUCCUGGCCAACGCAGAGGUGCAGCAGCGGCUCCUGCCCUACCUGCCCUCAGGGGAGUCCCUGCUGCAGAGCGCCGACGAGCUCCACAACACACUCACCUCGCCGCAGUUCCAGCAGGCGAUGAGCAUGUUCAGUAGUGCUCUGGCAUCUGGUCAGCUUGGGCCACUCAUGAACCAGUUCGGCCUUCCCUCAGAAGCAGUGGACGCAGCGAACAAAGGAGACGUGGAGGCGUUUGCUAAAGCUAUGGAGAGCGAUGGCAAGUCAGACGAAGACGGUGAGCCUAAAGACAAGAAGGACGAUGACGAAGAUAUGAGUUUAGAUUAGGCUCCUCCCUCACCUGGCUUCUGUAACUCCUCCUCCUCCCCUGUGUCCUCGGAGUGUUUCAGUGGAUUGUGACAAAGUGUUCCAAGAUGAUGUGUUUGUGUGUGUGGUCCAAAUAAAUAUAACUUAUAAGUGA